GACGGCACGCCGUAACGACACGGUUAGUCUUCGACGAACUUUCGGGUGUGAUACUCGCGUCGUUCCGGGACCGCUGUGACUCGAGUUUCACGUCGUUCAAUUUUCCACUUCGCAUCAAACGAGCAAUCGUCGUUGACAGCGCGUGGAACGAUAAGAGAGCGACGGGCGUCGGAUAAUUAUGCGAGAUUUAUAGUCGUCUGGACAGUGAACUUGCGCGGUUACACGUGAGGCGGAGGAAGGAGGGUCGAAAGGAGGAGUCAUCGGGUGCUAGACAUGCGUCUUCAGACGUGAAUCGCGGUCAGAACGAAAACACCGUUUUAUCCGUGAACAGACGACAACCGCGGAGCGAAACGUCGGCGGAAUCGUCGAACCAAAGGAUGACUAGCUCGGCGCAUUGCUCCCCGUCGCGAUCGUCGCUCAGCUGUUGUCAAAUCGACCACAGCAGCCACGAUGACGUCCACAGCGUGGCGAUCGCCGCCAAAGACGACUACUUCUUUCAAGAGAAGCACUCGUUCCCCAAGAGGCCCGAGUUGGAUCUCUCGUUCUGCGAUAUCCGGUACGCGGUCAGAGAAUGGAGCCUUCGAUCCAUCAGACCUGAACACAAAGAAAUUCUCCAUGGCGUCAGCGGGGAGUUCAAAGCUGGCGAGCUGGUGGCUAUCAUGGGCCCCUCGGGUGCUGGAAAAUCGACGUUGUUGAACGUUUUGGCUGGUUACACAGUGAAGGGUGUCCAAGGGAAGAUCAUGGUGAACGGUAAGGUACGAGUGCCGUACAGCGAGAGAUGGAAAAGAACGUCGUGUUACAUACAGCAAGAAGCCUUAAUGAGAACGAGAAUCACAGUGGGAGAAGCCAUGACAAUAGCCGCUCAUUUGAAGCUCGGUUACACGAUCAGUUCGGCCUACAAACACACUCAAGUUUUAGAGCUGCUCGAAAUGCUGGGCCUGAGCCACUGCUACGACACGUUAUGCGGAAAACUAUCAGGCGGUCAGAAGAAGCGUCUCGACGUUGCUCUGGAACUUUUGAGCAAUCCUUCAGUAUUAUUCCUCGACGAGCCCACGACAGGCCUAGAUUCGGCAUCUUGCAGCCAGUGUAUCGCUCUUCUGAAGCGUCUCGCUAAAAUGGAAAGGCGCACGGUGAUCUGCACGAUACACCAACCGAGCGCGUUGCUUUUGGAGAUGUUCGACUCUAUCUACACGGUGGCUGGUGGAUAUUGCAUAUACAGAGGCCCAGUAAAAUUGUUGUUGCCGCACAUGUCUUCGAUCGGUGUCGAUUGCCCGCCUUAUCACAAUCCGGCUGAUUUCCUGUUGGAAGUCGCGAUCGGUGAUUACGGCAUUACCGUCGACAAAUUGGCAGCUGCCAUGGAAACAAUAUACAAGGAUGACAAGCCGGUUACUACGUCCACUCUGAAGCCGCAGUCGGAUGACACCACAAAGGAACCACCUCCGCCUGCAGGGUUCCUCGGCCAGUGUUAUCUGCUUUACAAGAGACAGCUGCUUUGCCUAAAGAGGGACUACACGUUACUGGUGGUGCGUUUACUGUGUCACCUGCUGAUCGGGGUAAUCUUCGGUUACCUCUACAUGGGAAGCGGUUACAGAGCAAACGGCGUCCUCGCUAAUUACGUUUACCUCUACGGAUCGUUGCUGCUGAUUGUAUACACUGGGAAAAUGGCCGUCACUCUUGCCUUCCCACAGGAAAUGCGAAUCCUCUCGAGGGAACACUUCAAUCGAUGGUAUCGGUUAGCGCCAUAUUAUAUUAGUAUGCUGCUAGUGGAGAUACCGUUCCAAGCGUCUUGCGCGGCGACCUAUUUGGCUGUGAGUUACUGGUUAACGGGCCAACCCGUGGAAACGCCUCGCAUAAUAUCGUUCAUGGUAGUCAGUAUAGCCGCCAGCUUGACGGCUCAAGCUUGGGGCUUCUUCAUCGGCGCGACUACGCCGGUUAAGAUUGCGGUGUUUGCGGGUCCUAUAAUCGCGGUGUUGUUCUCUGUGUUUGGCUUUUGCAUCCGUUACAUGGACACUCCGCAAGCGUUCCGAUGGAUGUUCCAUAUAUCGUACUUCCGAGCCAGCUUUCACAGUCUUCUGCACACUGUCUACGGUUUUGGUAGGAUGGAUCUAAAGUGCGACGAUUUCUACUGCCACUACAAGAAACCCACGCAAUUCCUGAAAGAGAUGGACAUUGCCGACACCAGCGUCGUGAACAAUCUCAUCUUGAUCAUCGGUAUCGGUGUACUGAUGCACCUGUUGACCGCCAGCGCGCUUUGGUGUAAACUGAACAGAAGAUAAACCACCGUUACCGAUCUCGGUGAUCCCAGUAUUGCUGUUGGCCGUUUCCGGCCGAAUUCGUUGGCAAAACGGUGAUGUCGUCGCGGGAGUUCCUCUGGGACCUCGUACUUCAUCGUAGAACGAAAAGGUUGUGACAUCACUGGCGUCGCGAACACCGAACUGUAGCCGCCCCACUGUAAUGUCGCAAUGUUCUUGUUCUCUGGUGCAACAUGGAAACAGAUCUAUGGGUCGUUCGACUCUUUGCGGCUCAGAUUUAUCCGAUUUAAAUACAAUUUUGCCGAGAAAUUGAACCGCAAAGCGUUAAUUUUCUGCUACUACAAUUUUGACGUUAAAUUUGUAUCGCUUUGCUUCGUUCUAUGGAAGCUCUAUUUAUUUAAUAUGAGAAAGUUUAAAAAAUUUAUCAACGUAGCUUGGUGAUGAAAAACUGAUCCGUACUUACGAAGGAAUAUAAGAAGUUCUCGGACUUUUUGUUUGGAAUCGAGCUUGCGCGAGACGCAUAGCGUAAAGAUAUGUAAAAGUGGAAGGAUAAAUGCAUGGGGCAUUUUCACGUUUCUCGUGGUAACGUGAUAACUUAAUCGGAUUAUUAGUAUCUACGCGUUAUAUUUUACUAUUAUCGUAUCACGGUGUUAUUAACUUAUUUUCUUGUUCACGACGAUAUUUUAUAAAUUAAAGACUUUUGUAAAUUAAUGAAAGCUCCAACCCUUUGCAGCCCAAAAUGUUUGGUGUAUGUUUGUCUUGUCUCGCUCGACAUAAGAUUGAAAAGGGUUAAAUCAGCGACGUACUGUAAUUCAACGUACUUCUCUAUAAUGUAAACAUCAUAGGUAUCCGCGUAGUAAUUAAGAAAAAAAGCAUAUUUUUUUAUCACUUUUAGAACUCGAAUAUCUCUAACUGUUUCGUGAUAGCGAUGAUAAUCGUAAAAAUGCAGUUACAAUAUAAUUAACAAUGUAAUUAAAAUACAACUUUACAGGACACACCGAAAUUUUGAUACCGCACGAAGUGAUGCGUAUAAAGCUUUAAACAAAG
Messenger RNA from Hylaeus volcanicus, 3299 nucleotides. RefSeq names its product ATP-binding cassette sub-family G member 1. Gene Ontology annotation, cellular component: plasma membrane. Gene Ontology annotation, molecular function: ATP binding; ATP hydrolysis activity; ABC-type transporter activity. Bases 378 to 2276 code for a protein of 632 amino acids. The transcript is spliced from 10 exons. NCBI's taxonomy places the organism in Eukaryota, Metazoa, Arthropoda, Insecta, Hymenoptera, Colletidae. The record is from RefSeq and is a predicted model, not a curated record.